Messenger RNA from Equus quagga, 687 nucleotides. RefSeq names its product ADP ribosylation factor like GTPase 14 effector protein like (gene ARL14EPL). The transcript is spliced from 3 exons. NCBI's taxonomy places the organism in Eukaryota, Metazoa, Chordata, Mammalia, Perissodactyla, Equidae. Bases 1 to 459 code for a protein of 152 amino acids. The record is from RefSeq and is a predicted model, not a curated record.
AUGAGUGAACAAUCAGAAAAAAACAGUUCUACUCCAGAGGGACACACAGGUCGAAGUUCUCCUGAGAAAAACUGUCAAAUCGGACAGAAGCAACUGCAACAGAUAGAACGGCAGUUAAAAUGCUUGGCGUUUCAAAACCCUGGACCACAGGUAGCAGACUUUAAUCCCGAAACAAGGCAGCAGAAAAAGAAAGCACGGAUGUCAAAGAUGAAUGAAUAUUUUUCUGUAAAACACAAAGUUAUGAAGAAGUACGACAAAAGCGGCAGGCUCAUGUGCAACGAUGCUGACCUGUGUGACUGCCUGGAGAAGAACUGCCUGGGCUGCUUCUACCCCUGCCCCAAGUGCAACUCCAACAAGUGCGGGCCCGAGUGCCGCUGCAACCGGCGGUGGGUCUACGACGCCAUCGUCACCGAGUCUGGGGAGGUCAUCAGCACGCUGCCAUUUGAUGUUCCUGACUAGGAGCUUUUACUUGUGGACUGAUUUGUAUCUUCUUCCUUAUAUUUAAGCCAACCUCUUUCUCUUGGAUGAGUUUUAGGGGUUGGGGAAAAUGUUGGAAUAACAUGCUUAAGACUCAUGUUCUCUGAAGCUGUAGCACAGUGGAGAAUGGCAGUCAUUCUCUAAACUUCUUACGGUGUCUUCUCAAAUUCCUUCACUUGUAACCAAAGAGAGUGACAGUGAGUAGAUAUC